GUCACUGUUGAACUUGAGCAUUCAUCAUCAGUAUUGAGAGAAAACUCUGUGCGCGAGAGGGACCGAAACCGCCUUUCUACGCUACUCGUUUUUCCUCCAUAAAAAGGUAGCAUCCUCCUCCCUUAUACUUCUCUUCAUUCUCGCUCUGUCUCUCUCUCUCUCCCCGACUCCAUCGAAACCCUAGUCUCAUCGCCAAUUCGCUCUGCUCCGCGCUCCAAACCGUUCAAAAUUUCGUACAUUCAACGCCUCGCUCGCCGAUCGGUUUUGUUGCACUUCAGCCAAAGCUGCUUGCGUGAGCUCAACUGCAACUCUUUAUCUACAGGUCUCUUCUGGGCAUCUUACUCAGUCAUGGCUGGUGACUCCACUACAGGGUUUGCUAAUGGGAAAAUCAAUCCUCAGACUGACCCACAGAGGGCCUACCAAGUUGUAGUAGCUGCCACCCGUAAUUGGGGUAUUGGCAAGGAUGGGAAAUUACCUUGGAAACUUCCAUCUGAUCUGAAGUUCUUCAAGGAGGUUACCAUAACUACAUCUGACCCUAGUAAAAAGAAUGCUGUUAUAAUGGGCAGAAAGACUUGGGAAAGUAUCCCUCUUGAACAUCGCCCUCUUCCUGGCCGUCUAAAUGUUGUCCUUACUCGGUCUGGUAGUUUUGACAUUGCUACUGCAGAGAAUGUUGUGAUGUGUGGAAGUUUAGGCUCUGCUCUGCAACUAUUGGCAGCUUCCCCUUAUUCUCUAUCAAUAGAGAAAGUCUUUGUCAUAGGAGGUGGUGAGAUUUUCAGGGAGGCCCUUAAUGCUAAUAAAUGUGAGGCCAUUCAUAUCACUGAAAUUGAGGCAGACAUUGACUGUGAUACUUUCAUGCCUGGUAUUGAUACUACUGCAUUUCAGCCCUGGUACACAUCAUUCCCUUUGGAAGAAAACAAGAUCCGCUUUUCUUUUACAACUUAUGUUUGUGUGAGGAGUUAUGAAGUAGAUGUCCUUACUCAAAGCGAUGCUCUCACUCCUGAUAAUGGCUUAGAGCUUGAAAAGGUUGAGGUUAAAGCAUUCUCUUUCUUGCCUAAGAUGAUAUUUGAUAAACAUGAGGAGUACAUGUAUCUGAGGCUGGUUGAGGACAUCAUAAGUAAUGGUGCUUCAAGGGAUGACAGGACUGGGACUGGUACUCUGUCAAAAUUUGGUUGCCAGAUGCGGUUCAAUCUGCGGAAAUCCUUCCCACUUCUUACAACAAAGAAAGUAUUUUGGCGAGGUGUUGUUGAAGAACUUUUGUGGUUCAUUAGUGGUUCUACAAAUGCUAAGGUCCUACAAGAGAAGGGCAUUCAUAUAUGGGAUGGAAAUGCAUCAAGAGACUAUCUUGACAGUAUCGGUUUAGAGGAUAGGGAAGAGGGUGAUUUAGGACCUAUAUAUGGAUUCCAGUGGAGACACUUUGGGGCUAGGUACACAAACAUGCAUGCUGACUACACUGGGCAAGGAUUUGAUCAACUUUUGGAUGUUAUAAACAAGAUUAAAAACAAUCCAAAUGAUAGACGAAUUAUUCUUUCUGCUUGGAAUCCUUCCGAUCUCAAAUUGAUGGCACUUCCUCCUUGCCACAUGUUUGCACAAUUUUAUGUAGCCAAUGGUGAACUAUCUUGCCAAAUGUACCAACGCUCUGCUGACAUGGGUCUUGGAGUGCCGUUUAACAUUGCAUCUUACUCCCUUCUGACAUGCAUGAUUGCCCAUGUUUCUGGUCUUGUCCCUGGUGAAUUUGUUCAUGUCAUAGGAGAUGCUCAUGUUUACAGAACUCAUGUCAGACCUCUGCAAGACCAACUUCAGAAAUUACCUAGGCCUUUUCCAAUACUGAAGAUCAAUCCUGAGAAGCAGGACAUAGAAUCCUUUGUUGCUGCUGACUUUAACCUAAUUGGCUAUGACCCUCACCAGAAAAUAGAAAUGAAGAUGGCAGUUUAAAAAGUUUCAGAUUUUCUUUGUGUGGGUAGAAUAAGCAUGAGAUUCUCCCCACAAGGUAUUAUACUUUUGGACUGGUAGUGCUACUUGGACCAUUAGCAAGUCAUUCAGAAAUAAAUCUAAGUAUUAUACUUUACAUUACUGAAGUAGGGACCAUGAAUCCUUUAGUUCUACAUGAAACUUGUGGUUCUAAAGUGAUUUAGAAUGUAUCUUUUGGUUUGCUACUAUUCCUAAUGGGGCUUAUUUUUUAGCUUCCCCCAAUCUCUCCUUUUACUGGACAAGUAUAUCUCGUUUACAGUGAUGUGUAUAUUUGACUACUUGUGCGGCUUAUUAAUUAUAGAGGAAGCUGUUUUUGCUUUGUA
Molecule: messenger RNA, 2291 nt
Organism: Ipomoea nil (Japanese morning glory)
Lineage: Eukaryota; Viridiplantae; Streptophyta; Magnoliopsida; Solanales; Convolvulaceae
Product: bifunctional dihydrofolate reductase-thymidylate synthase-like
Exons: 12
Coding region: 349-1932 (527 amino acids)
Biological process (GO): tetrahydrofolate biosynthetic process; one-carbon metabolic process; dTMP biosynthetic process
Cellular component (GO): cytosol; mitochondrion
Molecular function (GO): dihydrofolate reductase activity; thymidylate synthase activity
Source: RefSeq, a predicted model, not a curated record